Messenger RNA from Aspergillus japonicus CBS 114.51, 1438 nucleotides. RefSeq lists its product as uncharacterized. NCBI's taxonomy places the organism in Eukaryota, Fungi, Ascomycota, Eurotiomycetes, Eurotiales, Aspergillaceae. The transcript has a single exon. The annotation marks the transcript as partial. The record is from RefSeq and is a predicted model, not a curated record.
CCGGAUUCCUUCCCGCCGGGCGGGCGCAUCACCACUCCACCUCCGACCCAGCCAUGCUCGUGUCCAUGCUCGUGUCCAGCAGCAGCAGCAGUCACUACCUAUCCUCUACUCCACAACCACAACCACAACCACAACCAGCUACACAUCCUAAGUCCAUGUAUACGUGGAACCUUCACCUCUUCACACUCCCCGAAUCCAAGACCAUACCCAACCCUCAUCCUCAUCACCAAGAACCACCCACCACCACCCACCUCAAAUCCCAAAAUGGACCUCACCGACCCCGCCCACAGCCUCGGAACCUUCCGCACGCGCCCGCGCACCAGCCGCUCCGGCGACCAAGAACUGCCCUGGAAACUGAUCAUCCCCGGGGGCGAUGACGACCCCGCCCACGAUCAACAAGAAAAGGAACAGCACAGUCCCCCCAUCCUCAAACCCACCACCACCACCACCACCAGAACCCCCGUGUUCCCCCCCUCAUCCACAGAAUGGUCCGCCCGCAUCACCGGGGAAGUCCUCAGCAGCAUCGGCAAGAACAGUAUUCUCGUUCCGCCACCACGCCCCCAGCAGCAGCAGCAGCGCUCGAGAUCCGCUCCAGCGCCUGCACCGGACCUAGAUAUAGAUGCGGUGUCUCCGAAGUCGAAGAAUAUACCGGGAGUUGGACACGGACACGGACAGGGAGACGGACAAGGGAGGGAAAGGAGCAGCAACAGCCCGAGGCGCGGAACGACUACGAUACCACCGGACCUCCUCAACCCUUUCCCUAGUCCAAGCCCAGGCCCAGGCCCAGGCUCAGGCUCAGCCCGACCCCUCCCCCGCCGAGGAGGAUCCACCACAGACGUCGCCGGCGGCGGUAGCGGCAGGACCCCGUCCCCGCUUCCUCCAUCUUGCACGACAACCGAUCUUCCAGGGCUACCUCCAAGUUUAAGCCGAACGGCAUCGAGCGAGUCGCCGAAGCCGGGAAAGGGGCCGGAGCAAGACCCAGACCUAGACCCAGACCCAAAGCAAAAGCAGCAGGCCGAAACGCCGAGCAGGCACGAGCGCAAGCGCGAGGACGCGGAGGCGGGGGCGGAGCCGGAGCCGGAGCCGGAGAUCGUGAUGUUCAGUACGGCGUAUCCGGGGCAGGAGUGGCGGCCGGUGGGGCUUAUGGAGGCGUCCGGGUGGGGGGAUGAGUGACUGACUGUAGGUGUUUGGGGGAUUGGGCAUGGGAUUGGGCACUGGGCGGUUAUGGCUAAAGUAAUGUAAUGAAUGGGUGGAGGGUCGGCGCAUUCUGGUUUACGGGGUUGGCGUUUUCAUGAGAGUGUUUUUGGAUGGGUGGUGAGGAGGACCGCGGCAGGCGUUUGUGAUUGGAGGUAUCAUUCAGCUCUGGGAUUUUGGGGUCUGUUUGUGUGCCUUGGCUGGGCGUGAUCCAGGUUAAUUUGGGAUAGGGGGUGGAUGUGGG